Molecule: messenger RNA, 1313 nt
Organism: Castor canadensis (American beaver)
Lineage: Eukaryota; Metazoa; Chordata; Mammalia; Rodentia; Castoridae
Product: small integral membrane protein 12-like
Source: RefSeq, a predicted model, not a curated record
GAGAACUAUUUGCCUAAGCUAGCCUGGAACUGCAAUCCUCCUGAUCUCAGCCUUCCCAGUAGCUAGGAUUACAGGUGUAAGUCACCGGUGCCUGGCCCUCUAGGUAACUUGAAGACCAACUUUUUAGCACUCAGAGCUUCUGGCUGCAGAAUUGCUGUAGAAGGAAUUGGCCUUUUUCAUAUGAAGAAUUCAUAUAGUGAGGAUGAUGUUUGUUAGAAGAGAAUCAAGCAACAAGAGAGAGGGAUGGGUUAGUUUCUGAGGUUAUUUGGUUGCAAGCAAAGACUCCAAUCCAAAUAAACUGGUGGAGGGAGACGCAGGCAUAGACUAACAUCAAAGGCCUUGGGGAGGACUUGAACAGGGCAGCCCCAGGUCUUGGGCCUGCUUCUGGGCCAAGGGAGAGUGGGAAUCCUUGACUGACAGACAGUAGCUACAGAGGGCCAAGAUGGCUAACCUAAACUAAUCUGGGAGCCAGCACCAGAACAGGGAGAAGGAACUGUGGGGCAGGCAACAGGAGCAGUUUCUUUCAAUCUGGUAUUCCCUCCUGCCUUCUCUAGGAAGAGGGAGCAAUGGUAGACAAUGGCCAGAUUGAUCAGGCUGGUAGAUUUUGGCAAAAGAUUUGGCAAGGUUGGCAUUAAUUUUAGAAGCAGCUCCAGCCAGCCAGGUCCUCAAAGUUACCUCACUCCUUCCUACUCUGAGUUGAUAUGGCAAGAAAGAAUUGUCUAAUAGUGGUCAUGAGGUGCUGCCCCAUGGGCCGCUGGGAACUGUGUUGUCUAUGCUCCCUGGCUAGUGGGUGAAGAGCAGGCCCAGGCAGAGGAGGGCCAGCUGGGCCACAGAUGUCAUGUGGCCUGUGUUUUGGACCAUGGUGCAUACCUAUGCUCCCUAUGUCACAUUUCCUGUGGCCUUCGUGGUCGGGGCUGUGGGUUACCACCUGGAAUGGUUCAUCAGGGGAAAGUCUCCCCAGCGUGUGGAGGAGGAAAAACUCAUCUUACAGCGCCAGGAGGAUUGCAAGCUGGAUGAGCUGCUAGGCAAGGACCAUACCCAAGUGGUGAGCCUUAAGGACAAGCUGUAAUUUGCCCCUAAAGCUGUCCUGAACAGAAACCACACGGAGAAGAAUUGGUGGAGGACAUAGGGCCCUGUGGCCGACAGGGCUGCGAGUGGUCCUGCACAUGGCAUCUCAGCCCCAGAACACACAUCUGAUUCACUUUGCUGCUUAUUCUGGCCCCUCGCACACCCCACAGCCACACACGAACUGGCUGCUCCUUUAUGUCCAGGCAGACAGCAGCAGCUGAGGGCCCGCAGAGGAAGGCUGCUGU